GCCGCCGGGACGAUGGUCAAGUACUUCCUGGGCCACAGCGUGCUCCGCAGCUCCUGGGACCAAGUGUUCGCCGCCUUCUGGCUGCGCUACCCGAACCCCUACAGCAAGCAUGUGUUGACGGAAGACAUAGUGCACCGGGAGGUGACCCCCGAUCGGAAGCUCCUCUCCCGGAGACUCCUGACCAAGACCAACAGGAUGCCGCGCUGGGCCGAGCGGCUGUUCCCCGCCAACGUCGCGCACUCGGUGUACAUCCUGGAGGAUUCCAUCGUGGACCCGCAGAACCAGACCAUGACCACCUUCACCUGGAACAUCAACCACGCCCGGCUGAUGGUGGUGGAGGAACGAUGUGUUUACUGUGUCAACCCGGAUAACAGUGGGUGGACAGAAAUUCGCCGUGAGGCCUGGGUGUCGUCCAGCCUCUUUGGGGUUUCCAGAGCUGUCCAGGAAUUUGGUCUUGCCCGCUUCAAAAGUAACGUGACCAAGACCAUGAAGGGUUUUGAGUACAUUUUGGCCAAGCUACAAGGAGAGGCACCCUCUAAGACCCUGGUGGAGACAGCCAAGGAGGCAACGGAGAAAGCUACAGCCACGGCUCUGGCAGCUACAGAGAAAGCCAAGGACUUGGCAAGCAAAGCGGCCACGAAGCAGCAGCUGGUGUAACGCCAUGGUCCAAACUAUCCCAUGUACUUGGUCAUUAAAGUCAACUUCAGCCCUGUCUCCUUUCUGUGGGCUGGGCUGGGGGAGUCCUGGGUGGCACGGGCCAGCUCCCCUGCCCCAUACUCAUCCCCACCUCCAGAGGCAGGCAGACCAGCUGGACUGUGCGCCCCAUGAGGCCAGGGGUCUUCUGUCAUGUCCCUGUCGCUGGCACAUGACAGGCACUCAAUAAAUACUGUUGAAUCAA
Suncus etruscus (white-toothed pygmy shrew) is the source of this 898-nucleotide messenger RNA. It is a transcript of the gene PRELID1, whose product is annotated as PRELI domain containing 1. Gene Ontology annotation, cellular component: mitochondrial intermembrane space. Bases 13 to 657 code for a protein of 214 amino acids. Gene Ontology annotation, biological process: phospholipid transport. The transcript is spliced from 5 exons. Gene Ontology annotation, molecular function: phosphatidic acid transfer activity. The record is from RefSeq and is a predicted model, not a curated record. Lineage: Eukaryota; Metazoa; Chordata; Mammalia; Eulipotyphla; Soricidae.